Molecule: messenger RNA, 8591 nt
Organism: Anopheles merus
Lineage: Eukaryota; Metazoa; Arthropoda; Insecta; Diptera; Culicidae
Gene: Evi5
Product: ecotropic viral integration site 5 ortholog
Exons: 11
Coding region: 3162-5573 (803 amino acids)
Source: RefSeq, a predicted model, not a curated record
ACGAAGACACGGGGUCAGCAACUCACAAUAGUGCACAACGCACGCACAAUAGCAGACGAGCAACAACACAGGGCAGCAACGGUGGUGCAACGGUGGUGCCCGUUCGUGGAAGCAAGUGAAAGAAAAAUCUGCCAGUGCGACAAGUGCCGUUUUCAUCUGCUGGUCUGCUGGAAAAGAAAGAAAAAGCAAUCGUCCCGAGUGUCGGUGCAUCAUCAUCAUCACCCUCGAAAAAAGAGAAAGCAUCCCACAGCAGCGGCAGUUGCGUCUGUUUCUCUGUGUGCGGCAGCGGAUAAUACACUCCGUGGCAAAUUCGGUGCAUUCCAUCUGCAAGCGUGCACCCCGUCACCGUGCCUCGCGCUGGUGACUGUGUACAAGUGUGUGUGUUAGUGUGUGCGUUUCAAAAAUCCAUUCGUCGCCGCGUCUCCUAAAAAUCAGCUGUGCUGCUGCUGCGGUGUUGAUCGCGUACGCGCGCCAGCACACUUUGCGCCUAUCCAAUUCGCGAUCGCGUAUCCGCCGCCCCGUACACACCAUUCCCUUUUCUCAAACUUCCCCGUCGCGUAGCGUGUUUGUGUCACUUACCUGUGCGCUGUCUUUGCGCAUGCAAGUGUGAGUGUGUUUGUGAGUGUGCGUGUUGUGUAAAGGAGCCACUGCUGGAUGUUAUUAUGGUUAGUCAUCGUCGAUCGGAUCGUCUCGCUGUACGGGCAAAGGUGUACCGCUAAAAGUGUGGGGGGUUUGUGCGUACAGCUGAUGUUGCUGCACUGGGUAGUGCUCUAGUGGUUGUGUGAGCUACUGGCCACCGUAUACGCAUGUGUGGCUGUGUGUGAGAUGCUCAACGGAAGGUAUCAACUUCCAAACGUGGCCGGCCGCUGCUGAUCGCGAAUCGGAAAGAGAGGAGGGGCUCCGUGGUUUCGCGAUCGCGUACACUCACGACCUGCAAAAUACCAGCGCCACCACCUCCACCUAAGAGAGGAAGCAGCACCUCUGUGCGUUCGUGUGUGUACGUGUGUGUGUGUGCGUGUAUAGGACGGGGGGGUUUGAUCCGUUUGAUGCACAAGAAGAAUCAGUGAAGCGGUUGUUAUCGUCAGCCGGGUGGAAGAAGGGGAAAAGGCCACGCGAGAAAGGAGCGGUACGCGCACGCUGUUGUUGCGUUCAGCCCGAACGCAGGUUUGGCCGCCGCGUGGCAGCGAACGAGUUUCACCCGUGAGCCUCGAGGUGACGCGGGCCAACACCAUAUACCCACCCCGAAGUGUGUGGUACAAGCGAAGCAGGAAGCUGAUUGCCAGACAGCAACAGCAACUAAAAAGGCUUUCGAUUGCGAAGAAGGAAACGCUCCAUCUGACGCCAACCGAUACGAGUAAGCUUCACAAAGACGCCAAAGUGUACUUGUCAUCUCUACUCAAACAAAUAGCACCGAAACACCACCAUCGGACACUUCGCGACAGGAUAGAGAGCCCACCAGCGGGAGCGAUUGAAACCCUAUAAUACAAUCGACAAGGCGCACACGUCGUCACCAUCAUAACCCGAAGAAAACACAAUCGUCAAACACAUCGUCACCUGAAACGCCCAACCACCACAUCCCAACGAUCACCACCAUCAACCGCAACGACACCCAACGAACGACCGGCGCCCAGAUAUUCGAAAGAGCAAGCAGAGCCUGAAAUUAGUGUGUGUACACCUUUGAUGCCAAAUUUCGUAAAAACGAACGCUAAGCGGAAAGCAAAUGCUACAUCCCUCCGUAUAAUCGUCGCUUCCCCGUAGUUCAGUCCAAAGCAACGCAAAACUUUCUGCCACAAGCAGCUUUCUGUUUGGUGUAGCUUUCCUACUUAGAGAGCUUUCCCUGUCCCUGUGGCAGUGCCCGUGGGUAGAAGGUUUGCCCCUGCCUAGUAAUACGGUACAGCACAAUAUACUCGCCACGCCUAAACGCGUCCCCGUCGGUAUUUGCUUUUGAAAAGAAGUAUUAAACAUAAAUUUCUGGUAGUCCCGGUGGCUGUUGUUACGCUUUGUGUUUGGUUUUGUUUACACCCUUCACGUGUAUCUGUUAUUAGUUUCCGUGCCCUUGUUUGUUAUUAGUUGUUUGCUUAUUUUGUUUGUUUGUUUGGUUUUAGUUGAUUAGCUUGUUGUUUUGUUUUGCGUAGAUUUUUAGACACAUCACACACACACAUUUACGCUUUAUUUAUACAUCAUUCUUAUACACGCGUCCUGGUUGUUGGAACGGUUUAUGCUUUUGAAGAAGUAGCAAGGUUUAUGCUUUUAUUUCCUUCCUAAUUCGGGUCCGUUCUAGAGACUGGUUCAGUUCGCGGGCUGCAACACGUGAAGCACAAGUGGACGGUGGUGCUAUUAUUAUUUAAAAAGAAAAGAUAAAGUAUUUAACAGUAUUUUCUGUGAUUUUUUGUGAAGCGCUAAUUUUUACGCAAAACUGUAAGCACAACAAGAGAUUUAUUUAUCUAAUCCUGCAACAUCUGCACUACUCCCAACUCCUCAAGUGAUACGCACACGAGACAAGAAGUAAAGCACAGGGAGAUUACUUUUAUCGGUUAGGUUCGUCUGUGUGCACUCUUAGACGAUUGGUAGGGUUAGUUGAAAGAGUCAGCGUUUGAGAUCUGUGAAUGUGCGUCAUUAGUGCAGCGGAAGCUUUACUACUCACGUGGGCAGAUUGAAACAGGCAGAAGUAGUUGGGAAGGCUACACUUAGGCAGAUAGUAGCGCGCAUACUGCUGAUUGCUUGCUUGUGACUGACUUCUUCCGUCACGUGAUCUUGCUCCUGUGACACACGCUCUGUACGGCAGGACCAGCAGGUGUGCUUCGAAAGCACUCAUAUUGAUAUUGAAUGUCCUGGGAGCCCGGUCGGUGUUUAAAAUAGAACGGAAAGCUAAAAAAAACCCUUGCAACAAGUCAAACGAUGCACUAGUGUAAGGAGCGCGCGCGUAUGAAGUGUGGUUUGCACAGUUCUUUGCACACGGGAACGGUGAAACGCACCCAAAGUACCGUGAUCAUCCACGUACACUGAGCGUCCGGCAGCGGAAGAACAAGAACAAGAACGCCCCGAAAACUCGACCUUCGUCCUUCACAUCACCAAACCAUCAUCACCAUCAUCCAUCCUGUCGCGUGUUGUGUCCCACCUGCCGCCAUUCCUUCAUUUUCCUCCCGCCGCCCACCGCUAGUAUGACCCUCACGGUGUCGGAAACGGACAGCAGUAGUCUAAGGAACCCGGACAUGACCGAAACUCUACCAAGCUCUGAACUAUCCCUACUAGCCAAACUGGAGGCCGCCAACAAGCUGAUCGAGAGCGACUCGAAGAGUCUGAACUCGCUCCAGAGCUCGGCCCACAGCCGCAAAAGCUCCGACACGAGCCAGAUAAGCCUUAACUCGGGCGCCUCCUCGGUCGGGGAGGAGGAUGUGUGGUCGACCUGGGCCAGCAUCGUCACCGACUGGGAGGCGAGCCAGAAGCGCAAGGGCCCGACGGUGAAGGAGCUGGUGCGCAAGGGCAUACCGCACCACUUUCGGGCGAUUGUCUGGCAGCUGCUGUGCGGUGCGUCUGACGCAGACAAGAAGCAGUACGCCGAGUACAUCAAGGCGACCAGUGCGUGCGAGAAGGUGAUCCGGCGCGACAUUGCCCGCACCUACCCGGAGCAUGACUUCUUCAAGGAGAAGGACGGGCUCGGCCAGGAGGCACUGUUCAACGUGAUGAAGGCGUACUCGCUGCACGACCGGGAGGUUGGCUACUGUCAGGGGUCCGGUUUCAUCGUUGGGCUGCUGCUGAUGCAGAUGCCGGAAGAGGAAGCGUUUGCCGUGUUGGUGCAAAUUAUGCAGCAGUAUCGUAUGCGCGACAUGUUCAAACCCUCGAUGGCGGAGCUCGGCCUGUGCAUGUACCAGCUGGAGAACAUUGUGCAGGAGCAGAUACCGGAGCUGCACCUGCACUUCCAAUCGCAAAGCUUCCAAACGUCCAUGUACGCGUCGAGCUGGUUCCUGACCCUGUACACCACCGCGCUAAAUCUCACGCUCAGCUGCCGCAUCAUGGACGUGUUCCUGUCGGAGGGGAUGGAGUUUAUAUUCAAGGUCGCCAUUGCACUUCUUACCAUCGGCAAGGAUACGCUGCUCUCGUUAGAUAUGGAGGCAAUGCUUAAGUACUUCCAGAAGGAGCUUCCGCAAAAGGUGGAAAAUGAUGCGGACGGACUGUUUAAUCUGGCCUUCCAGGUGAAGAUCAAUACGAAAAGGAUGAAAAAGAUGGAGAAGGAAUAUGCCGACCUGCGCAAGAAGGAGCAGGAAGAGAUGGUGGAGCUGAGGCGACUGCGGAGUGAAAACCGUUUACUGAAGAAACGCAACGAACUACUCGAGGCUGAAAGUGCGGAGCUGGCCGAUCGGCUCGUUCGCGGACAGGUGUCACGCGCUGAGGAAGAAGAGACGAGCUAUGCGAUUCAGUCCGAGCUGUUGGCACUCAGGCGAGCACAUCUGGAAGUUUCGCACCAGCUGGAAAAUGCGAAUGAGGAGGUUCGGGCGCUUAGCUUGCGGUUGCAGGAAAAUAAUCCGGACAAUUCGCUCGAAUCCAACAAUUCCCGACAGAACUCGUUCGAUGAGCUGAUUAUGAAGGAGGAAGCACUGAAGCAACGGGACGAAAUGGUUUCAUGCCUGCUGGAAGAGCUGGUCAAGGUGCGACAGGGACUGGCCGAGAGUGAAGAUGUGAUCCGUAACCUAAAGACCAAGAUCCAAGAGCUGGAAGAGGACAAAAAGCGUUUGCGCGAAACGACCACGGACAACUCGGUGGCUCACCUGCAGGACGAGCUGAUUGCAAGCAAGCUGCGCGAAGCGGAAGCCAGCCUCUCGCUCAAGGAUCUCAAGCAGCGCGUCCAGGAGCUGAGCACCCAGUGGCAACGGCAGCUUUCCGAGCAGCGCAACGAUCCGGCCCAGAGCCAGGAUUCCGGCGCGAAGAAGCUGCUCUUCUGGGAGUCGGGCCGGUCGCAGGAUCUGCAAAAGCUGGAGGAGGAACUCAUGACCACCCGGAUACGGGAGAUGGAAACGCUGACCGAGCUGAAGGAGCUGCGGCUGAAGGUGAUGGAGCUGGAGACGCAGGUGCAGGUGUCGACCAACCAGCUGCGGCGACAGGACGAGGAGAGCAAGAAGGUGAAGGAGGAGCUCGAGGAGGCACUGGUCCGGGAGCGGGAGCUCGCCAACAAGGCGCGGGAGCAGCAGCACCGUUACUCCGAUCUUGAAUCUCGCAUGAAGGACGAGCUGAUGAAUGUGAAGAUUAAGUUUACCGAGCAGAGCCAAACGGUGGCGGAGUUGAAGCAGGAAAUUUCAAGACUGGAAACAAAGAACUCGGAAAUGCUUGCCGAGGGUGAGCUGCGCUCUAAUCUGGACGAAUCGGACCGCGUCCGAGAUCUGCAGGAUAAGGUCGCCGAGCUGAAAGCGGAGCUGACUGCCAUCAAAAGCCGUGGAACGACGUUGAACCUGCGGAAGAUCAAAAGUACCUCGAUACAAUCGAUCGAUUCGAACGAGAUUGACUUCGCCGAGAUACAGCUUUCCUCCAAAAUGAACAUUCCUGGACCACAGCCGGCGAGUUCUGGCUCGCCAUCGUGAAAGCGCUUGUGUGGUGUUCCUCGUAAACUCGACCUCCUUCGACAUUCGUGUAUGCUUCAUACCAUACCAACCGUGACUGUGAGCAACGGAUCAGUCCGUUCGAAUAGCAGCGUGUGGUGAGCGGCGAGCAAUGAUUGACUCUGAAUGCAAUAAUGCAUUUACGAGCGUUUGCUUUCCGCAGGAUUGAAACGAACUGUUAAGCUGUUGCAGAAUUUUCAUGCAAAUGUGAGGCGUCAAACGUAUAUGAUUAGUGUGUUGUGGCUGGUGAACGAGUAUAGGACUGCUAGAAAAGGUCUAAAAGCCAGUAUGUACUGAGCGCAAAAGGCUAAUCGAGACACUAAGAGAAGCAUGCGCGUAGAAGAAGGGCACGCAGGAAGGUUCAGGUUAGUUUUGUGCAUGUGCUGUGACACAUUGCCGAUUGUCCUAAUAGUACGAUAAGUUACGAUUAAGACCGUGUGUUCGGGUCAUUUUGCUUGAGGACCCCACCAUAGGUGUGGGCGAAAGGAACUUUCGCUUCGAUUCUUCACUUUUCGUUGGUUAACCCUCAAUGUUUUAAUCCAAAUUUUGGAACGAACAUUUCCAUUUUCAACCACACACACACAGUCUCUGCUCUAGUUUACAGACAUUGUGAAUGUCAAUGAGAUUUUGUUUCUAUAUUUACAUAUUAAUUUUUAUUUUCCCCUUUUUUCCACUCCGUUUACUACCGACUGCAGCACAAACUUGUCAGUAUUGUGUGUUAUAUUACGUUCUAAACUGUAUCCGUGCAAUUAGUUGUGUAUUUAUUAUUGCUUACUUAAAAACAAUCACUGUUUCUGUUCGCUUGUGUUUGUGUGUGAGAGAGAGAUAGAGUUUUAUGCUUUUUGGUUUCUAAAAUCCGAGCUCACACUAUGCCACAGACGAAAGAAACUGCAAGGAGAGCUAAAAAAAAGCUUAUGUAAAAAAUGUUUUACGUUUUAAGUUCUAUAGAGAGUGUGUAUUUCUGUUACAGUUUUUGUACAUGUGUUAAGCUUUACUUACGUUCGGUUCAGUAUGUUUACGUUUACAGCUGUGCAAGUUCGUGCAAACAGCCCGUGCGUACGUCCGCUUGUGCAGCAAGCAAUGCCUAUUAUCGUUUAUAUUGCGUGUGGUAAGAAAGUGUGUCAUUAUCGACACUUUCCUUAUAUACAUAUAUACAUAAUUAUGUAUUAGUUAAUGUUGCGCUUUCUUUAUUCUUGUAUUGAAUUAAAACAAAUGGUUUUAUUUUGCUUUCACACUGCAACCUUCCUCCGUGCAAUAAACCCAAAAAAACAGACCGUUCCUUUAACAGUGUUGAACCGAAUGUCGCGUCAAAACGUGGUAAGGGCGCGAGUGCAAAACCUGUCACGAUGUGUCGAUGCAAAUGUGGUACGGGUUAGUUUGUAUUUUUUGUUUUGUUUAUCUUCUAUUUCAUCUUUGAGAGUUUUCCAACAGUGGCACACCCGCGACGCAGAAGACAUUCACACCGGCGGGGGUGUCACUCUGUUUAGUGAUAGUAGUUUAUAGUUGAAAUAAGUAUGCGAUUGUGUGAAAUGAAGAAUAUUGAAUUGAAAUUACUUAAACAACACAGUUAAGUGGUGGGGCUGGGCGAUGUGAUGAACACAGAGAGACAGAACACAGGUAAAAAGGGUGCCAAACACAGGAAACAUAUUAACAUGGAAGUGCAUAGGGAGAAUGAAGCAUACGAAAUCAAUAACAGGAAGCAAAUCAUCGAUGAACGAACAACAAAACAGUAGCCAAGCUUAAGCCCGGUUAAGUAAAGCAGCAUCUUUAGCGAGGUCGUAGCCUGCAAUUUAUUUUGUUGGCCAAGUUCUUGGGUAUGAUAUGGGACAGUACUCUGCUAUCAGGCUUUACGUUGAGACACAGUUUGUUGCAUUUUCUCUCACUACUACUGCGGCCUGGGGAAAGUGAAGUAUAGCCGGCCCGUCACGCCCCCCCCCCCCCAUAAACUCGGGAAGAAAACUAACACAUUCGACUUUCUGCGAUAUUUAAUAAUUAGCUCCCCCUAAUCUAAGCAUAACGAAAUAAUACUGCAUUAGCAAACAAACAAACAAAAAAAGGUAUCUUAUCUCACAGAGUAGUGUUUGUGACCCUUUACUUGUCGCUCAUACUCUUCUCUCUUGCAUUGAUAUUCCAACGUUCUCCUAGCGUUCCGUAAUCUAUGUUGUGAGAGACAAAAAAAAAAACGAACGUAAAAACACACAGGUUUAGCAGUACUUAAACGGUUUAACUAAAUUUCGUGGCAUAAAAUUAGCCUAACAUACUUGCGACGACACGACGCUAACUUACACUACUUCACCAACGUUGUAGAAUUCAAUCGAAAUUUGAUCGUUUCUGUUUGUUCGAGAACGUUUUGGCACUUCCGUAAGCGGAUUUUCGGGAUCGGUAAUCUUUGGAGCAAGCAAAACCAGAAAGCCAGAGACAGACGAAAUUUUACGAAAACACGAACACAAAUGCGCACACCCUGUAAGCGUGAAAGAGGAAGGAAGAGAUGAUUUGCGCAACAGCAAGCACAGAGGGACACAAUUUGUGGAAUAUAUCAAUUUUAUACCAUUUAAAAACCAACCCUGCACACACAUACACCACCACUAUCACACACACACAUCCCCUCAUCUCAUACAUACAUCAUAUGUAAUCAGUGUGCGAAGUGAAGGACAGCAGCACAAAAGCGAAGCGGGAAGAAGCGUUUCCAAAUGCGCAAGCAUUUGGCACAGAAGAAAGCAGAGAAAGUUGCCAAAAAGUGUGAGACGAGUGAGGAGGGAAGAAAGCAUAGCGAGGGGACGGCAAAUCAAACAUGGCAAAUUGAUUGCAAACUGAUAUAUGAUUGAAUUUACUUCCCGCGAAACCCGUAGCAGCAGUGAAAGAUCACACAAAUCAUCCUCCUCUACCCCGUAUAUAUAUACAUAGUUCAUACCUUUCUGCAGUGGUAAUCGAAACACGUGUGUUAAACGAAUAGGACAAUGUAAAAUGAUACAAUACAAUAAAGUGAAGCAUAAAAAGAGA